CCUGCUCUUCUCGAAAUACCUCUCCACCUUUUGUUCUGGAAUAUUCUAUCGCUCAUCCGGUCACCUGGGCAACAGGAACCCCCUGAACUGGUUUGGAAUCUUUAAAGAGGAAAGAGUGCAUCAUCUUGAUCUGAGAGGGUUUGUCCGCAUGUGAACGGGAGGGGUUUGCGGCAUUUGUAAGGUGUCGGAAGGCAGGCUGGUCUCCGUCGAGGGAAGGAUGGUUUUGCCAGCUUGUCCUGUAGCUGUUCUUACAGUGUGUGUCUCCCUGGCAACCUCACCCGCCCUUCUCGCGUCAUGAGCCGGGCCAAGCGCAUCUCCUGCUACAUGCUCAACUGCUUCGGUGAGGAGGGACCUCCUAGUCUGGAGUAUAUCCAGGCCAGGGAUCUGUUUCCCCAGAAAGAUCUAGUCAAAGAAGACGACAGUCUACAGGUUCCAUUCCCCAUCCUUCAGGGCGAGUGGGUGGAGUUUUUGGGUCAUGCAGACGAUGCCAUCAUUGCGAUCUCCAACUAUAGACUCCACAUCAAGUUCAAAGACUCCAUCAUCAACAUGUAUCCUGGUGUGGACAGUGAAAUAUCUGUUCCUCUCAGGCUUAUAGAGAGUGUGGAGAGCAGAGAGAUGUUUCAACUACACAUCAUCUGCAAAGACUCCAAAGUAGUGAGGUGUCAUUUCUCAACGUUCAAGCAGUGCGAGGAGUGGCUGAAGCGUUUGAACAGAGCGAUCGCACAUCCGGCCCGUCUCGAGGAUCUGUUCGCCCUCGCGUAUCACGCCUGGUGUUUAGGAGGGAACACGGAUGAUGAAGAUCAACACCUGCACCUCUGCAGACCAGGUGAGCAUGUGCGUCACAGGAUGGAGGUGGAGUUGAAUCGGAUGGGAUUUGACAUGCAGAAUGCCUGGAGAGUGUCUGAUAUCAACAACAACUACAAAUUGUGUUCCAGUUACCCUCAAAAACUGCUGGUGCCCGUUUGGAUCACAGAUAAAGAGCUGGAGAGCGUGGCUUCCUUCAGGUCCUGGAAGAGAAUUCCUGUGGUGGUGUACAGACACCAGCGUAACGGUGCGGUGAUCGCACGCUGCAGUCAGCCUGAGAUCAGCUGGUGGGGCUGGAGAAACACAGAGGACGAGUAUCUUGUGACGUCUAUAGCGAAGGCGUGUCAGCUUGACCCGGGCCCACGGGCCUGCAGAACCAGAGGAGAUGGACCGGACUCGUCCGAUAGUGACUUCGACUCGUCUCUUACGGCUUGUCCCGUUCCAGACUCCAGCACUGCGGUCCAGAAGUUGUUGAUUCUUGAUGCACGCUCGUAUACCGCUGCUGUGGCAAACCGUGCCAAGGGAGGAGGCUGCGAGUGUGAAGAGUACUAUCCUAACUGUGAGGUGAUGUUUAUGGGCAUGGCCAACAUCCAUUCCAUCAGAAACAGCUUUCAGUCGCUCCGAGCGGUUUGCAGUCAGAUUCCAGAUCCUGGCAACUGGCUCUCGGCUUUGGAAAGCACCCGUUGGCUCCAGCACCUGUCCGUCAUGUUGAAAGCGGCCACUCUGGUUUGCUCUGCAGUGGAGAGGGAUGGGCGACCCGUCUUGGUUCAUUGUUCUGACGGCUGGGAUCGCACGCCUCAGAUUGUGGCCCUCUCAAAGAUCCUUUUGGAUCCCUUCUACAGAACCAUAGAGGGUUUUCAGGUGCUGGUCGAGACAGAAUGGUUGGAUUAUGGUCAUAAGUUUGCAGAUCGCUGUGGUCAUCAGGAGAAUGGAGAUGAUGUCAGUGAACAAUGUCCAGUGUUCCUGCAGUGGUUGGACUGUGUGCAUCAGCUGUUGAAGCAGUUUCCCUGCCUGUUUGAAUUCAACGAAGCCUUUCUGGUGAAACUGGUUCAGCACACAUACUCGUGUCUGUAUGGCACUUUCCUCUGUAAUAACGCUAAAGAACGAGAAGCACGUAACGUAUAUAAACGCACCUGCUCUGUCUGGUCCCUCCUGCGCACCGGCAACAAGAACUUCCAGAACUUUCUCUACAUCCCCUGCCAUGAUAUGGUUUUGCAGCCGGUAUGUCACACACGUGCUCUGCAGUUGUGGACGGCCAUUUAUCUGCCAACGUCUUCUCCGUGCACAGCGGCCGAAGACGCCAUGGAGAUCUACCUGAGCCCAUCAGCGCAGGGAGAAGAAUUCACGGCACGCUCUCUCGACAGGCUCCCGAAGACACGGUCAAUGGACAACUUGUUGUCCGCUUGUGAGAAUGGAGUGACGCUCACUCGCACCUCAAGUGACCCCAACCUUAACAAGCACUGCCAGGAGGGGCGCACAGCCCUGGAAUCCAAUCAACCAAUGAGCAUCCAGAGUGGCGGUUUUUCCGAAACACCAGAGGAUGAACCAGUCCCUGGGUUGGUCAAUGAUGAUCAGGAGAUGGCAACAUGCACGGAAAUUAGUGUUUUAGCAUUGUGUGAGCCACAUGAGGAACUAAGGGUGGAGCCUUGUUUGACUACACAGCCGCUGCCAUAUUUGCCCCACCCCUUAGCAUUAGAUCAGGCUCCACCCCUUCCUGUUUUAAAUCAAGCCUUGGCUCAAAUCUCAAGUUGUCCACUCCCACCGUUACCACAGGAAGUGCAAGCCAGGACUGCUGAAAUAACUUCCUUCAACACUACAACAAAUCCACCUCCUGUAUGUAACGUCUUUGCAUACGACGAGAACGGAUCUGUGAAAUCGGAGUCGCCUCCUUUGGCAGAGCUCUUCCAACAGUUACCUCCUCUCGCACCAAUGGAAGCUUCCGUAGAAACCCUAACGGAGCAAAGCGACAUCCCUCCAGCUCGGAAAACCAUUUCUGUCGAAUCACAAAGCCCACUGGAAGCAAAGCAGACCGAGGGUGUACUAAAUGGCGAACUUCCUAUAAGAGAACGAGCGAUGGCUGCCAUGCCUCCUGCCGACUACGCCAAAGUGGCACGACACCUGAUAUCCCAGAGCCAGUUGACCAAUCUCUCCCUGCUCGGCUCCCAAUGGGACAGCGUACAAGGCCUCGUCCAGUCGGCCUGCGGUGGCGCCAUCCAACACGGCAGCUAUCACGGUCGUCGCUUGGCUAACAAGCUCCUCCAUACCCAUGGAGGAAGCACCAACGGCGGGCCGUGCUGUCGUCGAGACCCUCUGCGCGCUCCUGGAAGUCCGGUGCAGUCUGGCUGGUUCUCAGCGGUGAAAAACUCAAGCUAUGCUGCCCUGUGUUCGUCAGCUGCCACUUCGUUAGUUAUGGGACCGUCUUUCCGGCAGCUUCUACCGCCCCAUUCCUCGUCAUCCUCAGAUGGGUCGCCGGCUCUGUCUCAGACACCCGCAUACCUUGAUGAUGAUGGUUUGCCAGUCGCAUUGGACGCUGUGCAGCAGCGACUGCGACAGAUUGAAGCGAGUUAUAAACAAGAAGUUGAGGUGUUGAGACGACAGGUCAGACAGCUUCAGUUGAAAUUGGAAAGUAAACAGUUCUGCGCGACGCCCUCCGAGCCAGAUGUCGACUAUGAAGAUGAUAUUACGUGCUUGCGUGAAUCAGACGGCAGUGAUGAAGAAGACUCGCUGUCCAAUCACAGUGAAGAUCGUUUCAGCGAGGGCAGCUGGGACCGUGUGGAGAGGAAGGACACAGAGGUCACCAGAUGGGUUCCCGAUCACAUGGCUUCACACUGUUUCAACUGCGACUGUGAGUUCUGGAUUGUCAAGAGACGCCAUCACUGCAGGAACUGUGGUAAUGUGUUUUGUAAAGACUGCUGCCACCUGAAGCUUCCCAUUCCAGACCAGCAGCUGUACGACCCAGUGCUGGUGUGUAACACCUGUUACGACCUUCUACUGGAGGCACGUACACGAGAGCUGCGCUCGCAACAGCUCAAGAAACCCAUCGCCACGGCAUCCAGCUGAGACAGCCAAUCAGAGCUCACCCCGCGGGCCAUAAGGGCAGGGGUGUCCGUACAGAUGCCUGUUAUUUAGCGGAAGAGCCACUCUCUGCUUAUAGAGACGAGGUGAUUUUGAGUCCAGGACUGAGAAAGACUGAUCUACACAAGAGCAAUGAAGGGGCAUUUUUAUCAGUGGAUGUGAACUCAUCGAAAGCAUUUCUGGUUCUGCUGGUAAAUAAGUAGACCCUUGGGUUCUGAUGCCCAGAGAGGCAUUUCUUCAUCUCAGAAUCACCCCAUGCCACCCACACUCAAAGGACAAUCGCCUCCCCUUAAAAUCCGUGACUCCAAAUCCCUGUACUUGUCCAACAAGAGGCUCACUAUUUAAAAUGAAAAAAGCUGCUACAGUAUUUAAAAAUGAAAUUAUUCUACUUUUGUAUCCUUCAUUUUGUGCACUAUGGAGAGGAUUUGAGACCAAAAUGGAAAGAUUUGCAGUUGUUUACUUGCUGUUGUCUGUUGAUACGCAGCUGUACGAAGCUUGAAUGUACAAUGGGGUUUCUUUCUUCCUGAAACUGGAGGUGCAAAAGGGUUGAGUUAUUGAAAAAAUGCGCUUAAGCUGCCAGUUUGCAUUGAUUUGAUUGCAAUGUUUUGUUAUGGUUAACGGAGCAGUGCACAGAACAUUAUAUUGGGGGUUUUCCUUUCCUCUGAAUCGGCUAAUCGACCGCUUUUAGCAUCCCAAAACCCUUCAGAACGGUGCUUUAGCAAAACUCUGAAAUUAUAUUCGCACUCCUAAUUUGAUGCAAUGUGAAAAAAAAAAAUCUUUCAAUGCCAAAAUCAAAUAAAAACUCCAAAAUGUAUCACUUUGAUAAUAUAAAAGUCAAUCCAGGAGAUUUUUUUAUGUUCAACUGGUUUGUUGUGCGUUAUAAAAACAAACGGAACAUUUAUGCACACUUAGUGUGUUCGUCACGUAUGUUAAAUAAAACUAUGGCCGUGUUGCAGUGCUAAGUCUGUCAGAAAUGUCAGAAACUUUUGUCAGAAUUACUAGUGUACUAGUUUCUUUUAUAUAACUUCACAAUUGAACAAACCAAUAACAGUCAUUUUACUUUACAAUAAUUAAUCAUACUAAUUCAAACAUGAAUCAUUGUAAACUGGUGGUGAUUUGAAUGACAUGUAUUUGAGGGUUUCACUGGUUAGUCUCUAGUAAUGGUCGGUCUUGUCUACUCACGUUCUCGAAAUGUGUCUUGUGAGCAUUACACAAUGGCAUUACAAGUUCAAAAUAAUUGCUAUGAGUUUUAUUUUUUUCUGUUAAUGUUGUCUGUGUUUUUCUGUCAGACCUGGAUCCCUAAAAUGACUGUGUUAAAUGGUGAACCUCAAACAGUCCCAUUUUUGGUACAAUAGCUAGAUGCUUUAACAACGAAAAAAUGAUUGGUUGAGAAUCAAUUCGGUUUCUGUUGGGAUACAACAGGACAUAGGAAUAAACACUGAGAACUAGAGGAACCGGUUUGGUUCUACCUUGCCUGAUGGUUUAAUUUUUUUCCAUGGUGUUGAUGAAGGACACUUCUUGAUUCGCAAUAGUAAAAAGGAACCCAGAAAUGUAAUGUAUAGUUAUUUGGUCUGUAAUAGUGGCUCAGAUUUGUCACUCGGUGAAUAAAUGUUGUAAAGAAAUGUACUGUACAAGUUCAAUCUCAUGGGUAAAAUAAAGAUCAGUCUUUAUCAGCGAUCUGUCUCCUGUUGUUCAUCUGUGCUCUUUUCAGAAUUUGUUCUGUAUUUUCUAUGGAGUUUGUAUCUAAAAUGAAGUUUUAUUAAUUUGGUAGCCGUUUUAAAUUCUGUCUUCUGCAGUGGAUUUUUAUCCAUUUAAUAAAUGCAAAAGUGUAUAACCGUUUCUUCUAAACCUGCAUUAUAUGUAGUCAUUGGUGCUGAAAUACACAAUACAAUCAAGAGAAAUUCUGAUCAUGUCAAAAGGUGAAAAUAAUUUGCAAACACCAUCUUUAAUAAUAUUAAUAAAUGAUUGAUCAAUGCUCAAUUAUAGGUAAGCGGGCAUUAGUCAGUGGCAGCAAUGUCAGAGAACUUAUUCUGGUUUAAAUGAAAACUCAUGCCAUCCCGGAUGUGUGCGACUUACUUUCUUAUGCAGAACACAAUGAAGAUUUUUAGUAGAAUAUCUCAGCUCUGUAGGUCCAUACAAUGCAAGUGAAUGGUGACUAGAAAUAUGAAGCUCCAAAAAGCAUAU
Myxocyprinus asiaticus (Chinese sucker) is the source of this 6063-nucleotide messenger RNA. Its product is annotated as myotubularin-related protein 4-like. Gene Ontology annotation, molecular function: metal ion binding; protein phosphatase binding; phosphatidylinositol-3,5-bisphosphate 3-phosphatase activity. The coding region runs from base 295 to 3864 and encodes 1189 amino acids. NCBI's taxonomy places the organism in Eukaryota, Metazoa, Chordata, Actinopteri, Cypriniformes, Catostomidae. Gene Ontology annotation, biological process: dephosphorylation; regulation of autophagy. The record is from RefSeq and is a predicted model, not a curated record. The transcript has 19 exons.